CCGCGUCUCCCCGCCAUUAAAGGCUCCACGUGACUCUGUCGCCUGUCUUGCCGAGUUGCGACCUGUACCGACGUUGAGAGUCGUAGGAAGGACUCCGGGGACCCAGGAAACCUAGAAAUGGGAAUGGUCCCUGGUGGCCCUGCCUCAGCCUCUGUCCCGCUGUGACUUGCCCUGGCCGUGGGGGUCGUAGGAAGGACUCAGGGGACCCAGGAGCCCUAGAAAUGGACUCAGUGACCAUUGAGGAUGUGGCUGUGAACUUCACCCCAGAGGAGUGGGCUUUACUGGAUUCUUCACAGAAGAGACUCUACAGAGAUGUGAUGUGGGAAACGUUCAGGAUCCUGGCCUCGAUAGGAAGAACAUGGAAAGAUCAUGGUGUUGAAGAUCAGUACAAAAACCAGGGGCAAAAACUAAGAAGUCAUAUUGUAGACAGACUCUGUGAAAGUGAAGAGGGUAGUCGAUGUGGAGAAAACUUCAGCCUUAUUCCAAAUCUCAGUCUAUACAAGGAAAUUACAGGAGCUAAACCAUGGGAAUGCAGUGCAUGUGAAAAAGUCUCCAUGCACGAUUCAUCCCUUACAAGAUACAUUGGAUGUCAUACAGAACACAAACCAUAUGAGUAUCAAAAACAUGGACAGAAGCCAUACAAAUGUAAAGAAUGUGAAAAAGCCUUCCCUUUUCCCAGUUUUCUUCAAAUACAUGAAAGAACUCAUACUGGAAUGAAACCCUAUGAAUGUCAAAAAUGCAGUAAAGCCUUCACUUCUUCCAGCUCUCUUCGGGUACAUGAAAGAAUUCAUAGUGGGGUGAAACCCUAUGUAUGUAACAUAUGUGGUAAAGCCUUCAUUUUUUCCAGUAAGGUUAAAGAACAUGAAAGAACUCAUACUGGAGAGAAACCCUAUAAAUGUAAAAAAUGCAGUAAAGCAUUCACUUAUUCCAGUUCUCUUCAAAGACAUGAAAGAUUUCACACUGGAGAGAAGCUCUAUGAAUGUAAGGAAUGUGGCAAAGCCUUUAUGCAUCCCUCGAGCCUUCGAUCACACAUGGUCUAUCACACUGGAGAUGGACCCCAUAAGUGUAAGGAAUGUGAGAAAAUAUUCAUUUCUUCCACUGCAGUUCAAAUACAUGAAAGGACUCAUACUGGAGAGAAACCCUAUGAAUGUAAAGAAUGCAGUAGAACCUUCAGUUGUACCAGUUCUCUUAGAAAACAUGAAAGAACUCAUACUGGAGAGAAACCCUACAAAUGUAAAAUAUGUGGUAAAGCCUUCAGGUUUUCCAGUAAUGUUCAUGUACAUGAAAGAGCUCAUACUGGAGAGAAAUCCUAUGAAUGUAAAAAAUGCAGUAAAGCAUUCACUUCUUCCAGUUCUCUUCAAAUACAUGAAAUAAUUCAUACUGGAAAGAAACCAUAUGAAUGUGAAAAAUGCAGUAAAUCAUACGUUUAUUCCAGUUCUCUUCGAGUACAUGAAAGAAUUCAUACUGGAGGGAAACCCUAUGAACGUAAGGAAUGUGGGAAAGCCUUUACAGAUCCCUCAAGCCUUCAGUCACACACAAUCUUUCACACCGGUGAUGGACCUUAUACAUGGAAGGAAUGUGAGAAAGUAAUCUUUUCUCCCAUUGCAUUACAAAUACAUGAAAGGAGUCACACUGGAGAGAAUCCAUAUGAAUGUAAAGAAUGCAGUAAAGCCUCCAGUUGCAGCAGUUCUCUUCAACAACAUGAAAGAACUCAUGCUGGAGAGAAUCCCUAUGAAUAUAAAAUAUGUGGUCAAGCCUUCAGGUCUUUCAGUCAUGUUCAUGUACAUGAAAGGACUCACACUGGAGAGAAACCAUAUGAAUGGGAAAAAUGCGGUAAAGCAUUCACUUCUCUCGGAUCACUUCAAAGACAUCAUAAUUCUCACCAGAGGGAAACACUAUAUCAGGAAAAUGGGAAAACCUUUAUUUCUCAUGAAAACUUUCAAGGAUAUUGAAGAGUGUUGACUAGAAGAAAAACCACGUAAAUGUGAAGAAUGUGGGAAAGCCUUCAGUUCACAUCUAGUUUUCCAAAUACAUAAAGGAAAUCUUACUGGACAGAAAAUGUAUUAAUGGAAAAAUUACAGUAAACCGUUUAGUUUGCCAGUUCUCUUCAAAGGUAUGAGAGAACUCACACUGGAGAGAAAUCCUAUGAAUGUCAAAACUGGGAAAGCCUUUCUUUGUCAGGCAAACUUUGAGGGUAUGGGAGAAUGCACACUAGUGGAAAAGUCAUGUAACUCUAAAUGUGGGAAAGCCUUUUUUUUUUGUUUUCUGCUUUUUCUCCCCAAGAUCCCCCCAGUAUGUGGUUGUAUAUUUUAGUUGUGGGUCCUUCUAGUUGUGGCAUUUGGGACACUGCCUCAAC
Messenger RNA from Equus quagga, 2356 nucleotides. RefSeq names its product zinc finger protein 14-like. The transcript has 5 exons. Lineage: Eukaryota; Metazoa; Chordata; Mammalia; Perissodactyla; Equidae. Gene Ontology annotation, molecular function: DNA-binding transcription factor activity; RNA polymerase II cis-regulatory region sequence-specific DNA binding. The record is from RefSeq and is a predicted model, not a curated record. Gene Ontology annotation, biological process: regulation of transcription by RNA polymerase II. The coding region runs from base 222 to 1952 and encodes 576 amino acids.